Drosophila novamexicana is the source of this 1152-nucleotide messenger RNA. RefSeq names its product odorant receptor 23a (gene Or23a). The transcript has 2 exons. Gene Ontology annotation, cellular component: plasma membrane. Gene Ontology annotation, biological process: detection of chemical stimulus involved in sensory perception of smell; sensory perception of smell. NCBI's taxonomy places the organism in Eukaryota, Metazoa, Arthropoda, Insecta, Diptera, Drosophilidae. Bases 1 to 1152 code for a protein of 383 amino acids. Gene Ontology annotation, molecular function: odorant binding; olfactory receptor activity. The record is from RefSeq and is a predicted model, not a curated record.
AUGUCAGUCAACGGCAACAAACGGAGCGUCUACUUUGGCAUUAUUUGGUGGGCGUGGCGAUUGUUAGGCGCAGUUGAGCUGAAUGCCAGAAAUCUUGGCAGCUAUCGUUUCUGGAGAGCCGUGGCCUUAAAUGCUAUCGUCACAGCAGCUUUCCCAGUGAUGCUUAUUUUGACAACGCUUAGCUUUGAGCUGCCGCUGGAUAAUCUGAUGAACUUUAACAUUUCGCUCACUUCGGUGGCCACCUCUGUGAAGUUCCUGAUCUAUGUCAAGCAGCUGAGGAAGAUUCCGGAGAUUGAGCGGCUGUUGACUAAAUUGGACACACGCGUGACCACAAACGAGCAGCGUGCCGAACAUGCAACGACAAGCCGAAUGUUGAGCAUUAUAUCCAAAUUGUAUACAUUGAGUUAUGUUGCGAUUGGCAUUAACUCGAAUGUAUCCGUUUUUUUUCGCGAGCAACGCUCUUUGCCCUUUCCGGCCUGGUUUCCAUUGGACUGGACCAAUUCGCUGACCAAUUACUUCAUUGCCCUGAUGCAUCAGUUUCUCGCGAUAUUCAUGCAAAUCCUGCAGAACUUUGUAGAUGAUUUAUUUCCGCCUUUGGUGCUUAUUCUCAUUGCUGGUCACUGCGAUCAGCUCGUCCUGCGCCUCUCAGCUAUUGGCUACGACCAAAGUGAUCGGCGCAGCAACGAGCAGAAGCUCAUCAAAUGCAUUCGGGAUCAUCAGAUGAUCUGUAGGCUGCACCUGCUCGCCAUGGAGAUCAUCUCGUGGCCAUUACUGGUCCAAUUCAUUGUGAUUUCCAUUGAUGUGGGCGCCGCCUUGUGCGCCCUGCUCUUCUAUGUGGAGAGCAUGCAGGAGCGUCUAUACUAUGCGUCCUUUAUUUUUGCGCUGGCCCUGCAAAUUUUUCCUGUUUGCUAUUAUGGCACCCUGGUGGAAUAUUCAUUUGGACGCUUGCACUAUGCGGCAUACAGCAGCAACUGGGUCGACCAGAGCAUUACCUACCGAAAGAAUCUGAUUAUCUUUGCAGAGCGAACACAGAAGCUGCCAAAUCAACGUGCCGGCAACUUUAUACCAAUUGCGCUAACCACUUUUCUAGCCAACUGUAAGGCGGCCUAUUCCUUCUGUACUCUGAUCGCAGACAACGGGACCGAUAAAUAG